Messenger RNA from Durio zibethinus, 1364 nucleotides. RefSeq lists its product as uncharacterized. Gene Ontology annotation, biological process: protein folding. NCBI's taxonomy places the organism in Eukaryota, Viridiplantae, Streptophyta, Magnoliopsida, Malvales, Malvaceae. The record is from RefSeq and is a predicted model, not a curated record.
UAUAACACCAUCUACCAAGCACGUGUACUACACGACCAAGUAACAUGCUGCCAAGGUGCUCCCCUCAAAAGCCAUCAAUUGCGCUUGGUAUUCCCCGUUAACAUGUUUGCUCAAUCUUAUAAUAUCCAGUUUUCCAUCUUCUCAUCUCAGAGUCUCGGAUAUAGAGAGGUACCCGAAACUCACCAUAAAAACGAUUCCGAAGCCCGAAACAAUUAAAAUCCAAAAUAGAACGGUCGCAAGGACACCAAGCGAGGACAGAGAAAGCAAGGGCAUAAAGCCACUUCAAAUAGAAGAAAGACAUGGAGCAAGAACAAGAAACACCACCACCAACUUCUCCAACAUCAACAAAACCACCUUUUCCUCCGCCGUCAUCAUACACGUUAUUUCUAAAAAUUAUGAGCAAAAGGAGAACAUGGGUAUUUCUAUUUGUGCUAGUUUAUGCCAUCAUUUUAGCUUCAUCAUGGAAUUCCCUUAAAUUAAUACUUUCUUGGUACAAGCGUCAAUCCCAACCAUCUUCUGCUUCUUCUUCUGGUUGGCCUGCCCUCUAUGCAUCUGUUCUUCUUGGUGCGCUAUUUGGGCUGCUUUCUAUGGUUGCAGCUCUGGCUGUGGCUGUGCCAGCCAUUUUGGUAACCUGGAUCACUGUUGUGGUUUUGCUUGCUUUCUUUGGGAAACGAAAGCGGACCUUGGUUCUUGAAGGAAGAAAGAUCACGAGAGAGAUCGCUGGCUUUGUGUUCAAGAUUUUGUUGAAGGAAGGGAAUCUUGUUGCUGCUGUUUGUGCCGUUUUGGGCUACUUUGCACUUGUCAGGAAGAAUUCUGCCUUGACAGGUUACACAGUUCAUCUCACUACCCUGGCCGGCGGGAAUUUAACCAUUCCAAUCAACAAUGUAAUUCAUCCAAACUAUGAGGAAGUGGUUCCAAGGAAAGAGACGCCGACCCUAAAAGACCCUACAAAGAAACCAAAAUUAAGAAUCAAAUUCAACAUCAAGUUUCCAACAAAGUCUGAAAAUAGAACAGCUAGAAAUCUGGGAUCAAGAAGAGUUGAGACGCACUGGAAAAAAUACUCUUAUGGAUACAACUACAAGGGGUGCACUUACUGUGAAUUCAUAAAAUAGACGGCUGUGUGAUCUUUUUACAUGUACAAGGUAGUAAUGCUGGUUGGUUCUUUUGAUUUAUUGCGUACAAGCGUCGCUUUUGGUGCCCUCCGUUAGAAUUGUUGUAAGACUAGCCAAUCUCUUCUGCACUCUGCUACUGGUUUCUGAUGCUGAAAACCCCACUCCCCAUCAGCAAACUUCUUACAUAUACUGCUCGACUCUUUGAGCCAGAAACAUAAAUUGUUAUCCUAAAUUGACGAGGUUAAUGGUGUA